This is a messenger RNA of Aphanomyces astaci, 912 nucleotides long. RefSeq lists its product as hypothetical. The transcript has 2 exons. NCBI's taxonomy places the organism in Eukaryota, Oomycota, Saprolegniomycetes, Saprolegniales, Verrucalvaceae. Gene Ontology annotation, biological process: proteolysis. Bases 1 to 912 code for a protein of 303 amino acids. Gene Ontology annotation, molecular function: serine-type endopeptidase activity. The record is from RefSeq and is a predicted model, not a curated record.
AUGCCAUUGAAAACUGUUGGCCAAAACGGCAUCGGCGUAGCUCCGGGUGCCACGUGGAUAGCUUGCCGCGGAUGCUUGACCCCCGCCUAUUGCGCAGAAGAGGUGCUCAUUGCAUGUGCGCAAUGGAUGAUGUGCCCGACGGAUGCGACGGGCAAAAACCCCAAGUGCGAGUUGGCGCCUGACGUCAUCAACAACAGCUGGGGAGACGAAGUGAAUUCUAAUGCAUACCAAGCCGUCGUGGACGCGUGGCGCGCUGCGGACAUCAUUCCCGUGUUUUGCAACGGCAGCACUGGUUCUAAAUGCUCAACGACGUGGACUCCAGCUGGUUACAAGAAUGUUAUUGGAGUGGGUAACCUGGGCUUCGACGACAAGCUGUCGACAAAAAGCAGUCGCGGGCCAAUGGCAGACGGUCGAAUCAAGCCCGAUGUGUCGGCUCCUGGGACUGAAAUUCGUUCGGCAUCGAACACUGGCAAUUCGGAAUACAAGAUCAAGUCGGGCACGUCCAUGGCGACUCCCCACGUCGUUGGUGCCAUUGCCCUCUACUUGUCUGCCAACAAGGGCGCCAAGUACGAUGAAGUGUACAAAGCGUUCACGACCACUGCAGACACGGCCACGUUGACUCCAAACAACGAGAACUGUGGGGGGGUGUCGGAUUCCAAGUACCCCAACAACAACUACGGGUUUGGACGCAUCAACGUCGCUAGCGCAAUUGGAGGAGGAGUCGCCCCACCUUCCAACAUCACCUCUGCCCCAUCGCCGUCAAAGCCCCGCAACACCACAUCUGCCCCAUCGCCAUCGAAGCCCAGAACGUCAGGUCCAUCGACCUCGGACCCCGCCACCCCGUUCGCCGUCGAAACCCAGCACAUCAAAUCCUUCGACCACCGCCACGAAUACCCGCCGUCCAUUCCCUAG